UGCCACACCGAGCGACGCAAUGACACUCCAUUUCCACGGCCCACGGUCCACGGUCGUCUUUUUUUUAAACGGACUAAAGAAAUGAACGCAGAAGAUGGCAUUGAAUUGUAAACUAAUACGGACAGCGGAAGUUCGGAACCUGAAGAUCGAUCAGUGCGUAUCAAUUGGUUCGCGGGAGACGUUGUGGGAUGAUCAACUGGUGAUGGUUUCCCUUGAUUGGCUCUUUACCUCCGAUGAACCUGUGUAACAUAAACCCAACAAUUGCAAGCAAUCUGAACACUGGCCGAACAAAACGCGCUCGGUACUGGUAAUACAUAAUAUGGAAUGUCAAUGUGGCCUGCUUGACUUAAAGUGAAGUUGCGGUUGUGUUGAAUCGUGCCGACAAUGCGGGAUGUGAACAUGUUUCGGCGUUCAAUGUUCGCCGCCGCGGAGAUAAUGGACGUGUUUGAGCGCACUGCCACGGAAAGAGAGCUCGUGCUGCAGUCGAAGGAGCUUUGUAGAGACUUCAUUCACUCAAGAAUAAUAAGAGAAGGACUCAGCUUAUCCAAAGUUGAGCCCGAUCUUCCCGAACCACAUGGAGCUCUUGUAGAUGUAUCUAUGGUGCUUCUUAACCUGGGUGAUGAGAUCGAGUGUAUGCGGCCGUAUGUUUACCGUUGUAUUGCUAAACAGCUGAACAUCAGUGUGUCGGUGGAGGCUGUGGUGUCAGACGCGUUUCUCUCCGUGGCAACAGAGAUCAUAUCCAUGGGGAUCACAUGGGGCAAAGUGGUGGCCAUCUACGCUGUAGCUGCUGGACUAGCAGUGGACUGUGUGCGGCAGGGCCAUCCAGUCAUGGUGCACACCAUAGUGGACAGUCUGGGAGAAUUUGUGCGGAGGAGUCUGGUUCCAUGGCUCAGAAAGAGAGGAGGAUGGAGUGACAUUUCAAAAUGUGUGGUGAACAUGGACUCCAGUGCUCGCACUCAUUGGUUAUUGGCGGCUGUUUUGACAUGGAGGCAAUUCCUAAAGACCAUGUACAUCUACCUGACGAAGUAGCUUUGUGCCUGACUGAAAGCUGAAUUCCUCCUUCCCAGAACAAUUUGAAUGAUCUAUUGAGGUCUUUGGAGUCCUGAGGAGCCAACGGUCCCAUUGCAGAAGCCAUACACAGGUUUAAUUGCACUUUAAUCUAUUUUUACCUUUAUCCUGUAAGAAAAGACUACGCCUUGACUGAAUCAAAUACAAUGACCUGACACACUGUGUGGGGUGAACAACAAUGUUUUCCUCAGUUUAAAAGGACCCAAAAAUAAGGUCUGGAGUUAAUGGAGCUCUUUUUGUGCUGAUGAUGCAUUGGAUGUGUUCUACUGAAUGAUGUUUUAUACCGAAUGACUUUGUCAACAAGUGAAACGUUUUAAUGUUUGACUUUGUUUCAUAAGCAAGUGUCAGAUUUAUUUUUACAAAAAUUGUUUGGAGUGUCACUUUGCACUUUUAAGUAUUGUAUACUUAAGUCCGUAUGGCGUGUACAACACGGAGGUGUCACCCACACUGUACUUCUCAAAAUAAAGAUUUUAACCAUA
Triplophysa dalaica is the source of this 1547-nucleotide messenger RNA. RefSeq names its product BCL2 family apoptosis regulator BOK b (gene bokb). Gene Ontology annotation, cellular component: mitochondrial outer membrane. The coding region runs from base 385 to 1029 and encodes 214 amino acids. Gene Ontology annotation, molecular function: protein homodimerization activity; protein heterodimerization activity. Gene Ontology annotation, biological process: extrinsic apoptotic signaling pathway in absence of ligand; regulation of apoptotic process; intrinsic apoptotic signaling pathway in response to DNA damage. Lineage: Eukaryota; Metazoa; Chordata; Actinopteri; Cypriniformes; Nemacheilidae. The transcript is spliced from 4 exons. The record is from RefSeq and is a predicted model, not a curated record.